Venturia canescens is the source of this 1389-nucleotide messenger RNA. RefSeq lists its product as uncharacterized. The record is from RefSeq and is a predicted model, not a curated record. Bases 126 to 1211 code for a protein of 361 amino acids. NCBI's taxonomy places the organism in Eukaryota, Metazoa, Arthropoda, Insecta, Hymenoptera, Ichneumonidae. The transcript has 29 exons.
GCUUGCGACACUAUUCUGAUUGUAUUACUCGUGAAGAAUCAAACUACACUGUACGAGAAGCAAAUUAUCAUCUUUCGUCUCGUCAAGUUCAUCUGAUACUUUGAAACCUGAAGCAUUUUGUGAGCAUGAUCGCCAAGAUCUUUUUACUGGCUUUUGUGGGCUGCGUGGCUAUCGGCGAGGGCAACGCUCAAGGGUCGACAUACUAUCCGGACGAUUAUAACCGUGAGCCCUACCGAAAUGUCGCCCCUAUGGACAACGCUCAACGGUCAAACUACUAUCCGGAUAACGCUCAACGGUCAAACUACUAUCCGAUCAGAACUCAAGGGCUGUCCUAUUAUCCGGAUAACACUCAACGGCCAAACUACUAUCCGAUCAGACCUCAACAGCUAAACUACUAUCCGGACAACGCUCAAUGGCCAAACUCCUAUCCGAUCAGAUCUCAACGGCUAAACUACUAUCCGGACAACGCUCAAUGGCCAAACUCCUAUCCGGACAACGCUCAAUGGCCAAACUCCUAUCCGGACAACGCUCAAUGGCCAAACUCCUAUCCGGGCAACCCUCAAAGGCCGAAAUACAAUCCGUGGCAAGAUGGCCUUAACAACGUGCAGCGUGGUAUUUCAAAUGUCCGUGAAGAAUUCACCAAUCAGGCAGCAGAUUUUCAAAAUACGGUUGCCAAAGGAUCGACGGACUUAGGUACCGCAAUUACUAAUCUCAAAAGAGAAAAAAUUCAUCAAGCCGGAAACUUUUUAAACGAGCUUGUCGGAGGUGGAUUGCAAACGGCGGAUAGCUUGGCGGGAGUGGUUACAGAAGGGGUUCGGGCUGGUGGUAAUACGCUUACACAGGCUACUAAGACUGGAUUGGGCAUAGUUGAUGAAACGAUCAAAACGGGUACUCAAGGAAUUGAGAGCACGGGAAAUGUUGCUACAAGCUUGGCAGAAAAUGUGGGUCAAACAGGAACUGGAUUAGGAAAAGUGGUUAGAGGCGGUGUGAAGCGGAUUGAAAACGUCGCUGAAAACGUUAUGGAUCGUGGUUUCGGAUUAUUAAAUGGAAUACUUGCACAGGGAGAAAAGAUUCUUACCCCGACUAAAAGCCCACUCGGAGAGAGAGGAAAUCCACCCAAUAACUACAGGCCAACGAUAAAUAAUCAGGGUACCAAUGACGAUGGUUCAUUCGGUCUUGAUGAAUACAAAUGGAACGACAACCUGGCGUGAGCUAGACGAUCGCAGGUUCGGGCCCUUGGAGUUCUGGAAUUUCCAUCAAUUGAUAAAUAAGCUUUUUCCAUGCAUUGCAUUUAAACAUUGAAUAAAUUAGGUUAGAAGCAUAAACCAUUAUAUAAGCAAAAAAAAAAAUAUGCAUUCCUACGUUCUUUUAAUUACUCAGAAUUUUUAU